This is a messenger RNA of Truncatella angustata, 1747 nucleotides long. RefSeq names its product glutathione S-transferase. The record is from RefSeq and is a predicted model, not a curated record. Gene Ontology annotation, cellular component: cytoplasm. The coding region runs from base 279 to 1295 and encodes 338 amino acids. Lineage: Eukaryota; Fungi; Ascomycota; Sordariomycetes; Amphisphaeriales; Sporocadaceae. Gene Ontology annotation, molecular function: glutathione transferase activity. The transcript has 3 exons.
GCGGGCUCACAAGCUGGUGAACUUACCUGGAGUGUGGAGUUCGAGCACUAUUCCGACGCAGCUUGGCGCUAUGGCGACAUCUGCGCGAACCGCGACACACAAUACCUGUUUGGUAAUGGCCUGAUUACCCAUUAACCGACAUUAUAUAUAGUGAUCAGAAGUCGCGAUCCUUAGGUUUGAUACUAUGUGUACAUAUCCAGUUUUCAAGCACUCGAAGUUCCUGAUCAGGGACGAACUUCCCAAUUACCAACAAUUGUCACAUCCACUACUAGUCAAACAUGGCGGACUCAUUGCCAGAUGCCCUCAAACUCAACUACCAGAAAGAUGGCAACUUCGUUCGUCCUGACUCGACAUUUCGCAACAGUGUCUCCAAGGACCCCAGUUCCAAGUUCCCAGCUGAGAAGGGUCGGUAUGCGCUAUACCUCUCUCCUGGCUGUCCUUGGGCCCAUCGUACUUUGAUCGUGCGAGCCCUCAAACAUCUUGAGGACAUCGUAGAUCUUUAUCUGCUUGGUGACCUAGGGCCGAAAGGAUGGGAGUUCGACGGCACCUGGGGCAGUCUCACGGAAGAUCCCCUGCACCCCGGUGUCAAGUAUCUACGGGAGCUCUACGAGAAGGUCGAGCCAGGGUUCAGCGGCCGUGUGACCGUUCCCGUCCUCUGGGAUAAGAAGACCGACACUGUGGUCAAUAAUGAAAGCAGCGAGAUCAUCCGCAUGUUUUACAGCGAGUUCGAUGACCUAUUGCCCGAGGCCGACCGUGAGAUCAACCGGCCGGGCGGCGGGCUACUCCCGGAACGUCUGCACGCCGAAAUCGACGAGCUCAACGCCUGGGUCUACGAUACGGUCAAUAACGGCGUUUAUAAGACCGGCUUCGCCAACACACAGGAGGCUUAUGAGAAGAACCUCAAUGCACUCUUUGAGUCCCUAGAUCGUCUCGAAGGUAUUCUGAGAGACCACGGCAAGCCGUUCCUACUGGGCGACCAUCUAACCGAGGCCGAUGUCCGCCUCUACACUACGAUUGUGCGCUUCGAUGUCGCGUAUCACUAUGUCUUCCUCUGCAACCUUAAGAACAUCCGGCAUGACUAUCCAAGGUUGCAUCUGUGGCUGAGAAGGCUUUAUUGGGAUCGGAGCGAAUUGACGAAAGGGGCGUUUUAUAAGACGACGGAGCCCUGGAUAGGUCAGUAUGGCGCGGGUUACACAGCUGCGCGACGCAGAAUCGUCACGCAUGACAGUGUCUCUAUCGUGGGGAAGGGGCCAGCUGUUCAUGUGGAGCCGUUGAGGGACGAUGAGAAGCUUUAAUGAUAACACACGGAUUGAUACUACGGAUCGUAGAGAGGUCUUGGCCACAUGGGACGACAUUUUACAGUCGUGGUCACACUGGAGACCUGGAGACAUAAAACCAGUCACAUAGAGAUGUUAUGAUCAACCCCUCAAUUUGUAAAGACCCAGUCGGUGGGCGGCCCAACUCGGACACAAAAAGCUGUUGGUCGUUAGUAGUGACAACGGCCGCUUAAAAGAUGUACGAUCCAAACUGUCUGCCUACGCCUGACGCUUGGGGCAUUUAAGUACUAGGUAUCUCAUCUAUGUAGGGUUAGCUAUGUCAGAUUCACUUCAGGCCUAACGCUAAGGUCUCAUCCGUUUGUGUCGUAAAUUUCUGCCAAUAAGAAGAUGCUAUCUAGGUGGAUUAUAUGCAUGGACGGUGUCGCUAGGAGUCGGCACUAUAAUUAUUAAGCAAUCAACGGCGCGGUAGA